UCAUUACAAGCUUACAAACCAACCAUCCUUUCAAUCAAAACUUUGCCUUCUUCUUUCUCUUUCACACACACACACACACACAAAAAAAACACACUCAGAAAGAAGGCCCAUUUCUACGCUCUCUAUCGCUAUCAUAUGAAUUGAAUCUAAUUCCCUUUUGAUUUCUUGGGUUUCGGAAAAAGUGGAGAUUUUGUGAGAUGAGCAAAGAACGGCCACCUGAGCCGCUUGAUUUCUUUAUUUGGACUGUUGAGGAUGUGGGACUUUGGUUGGAAGAGAUAAAUCUGGGCGGGUAUCGCCAAACUUUCAAAGAAAAUGGUGUUAAUGGGGAAUACCUGGAAGGUAUGUCCAUGUUCACAACCGAGCAAAUUCUUCGCUUUAUACGCCGUUGCCACAUGAAGUGGGGUGACUUUAUUACCCUAUGCAAGGAACUGAGAAGAAUUAAAGUGGCUUGCUUGAAGGGGGAGCAAAAAGUGCGUCGGCCAUGGUGGGCUCCAUCUUGCUUAUCAAUAGUCUUUGUGAGGGUGGCAAAGCGUAAUAGGCAAUCACGGGUCGUUUCUAUGAAACUAGAACCUUGACUGAACGACAGGAAGGAUUAAUCUUACAUCUUUAAUCCUGAUUAAUCCGUGUCUCGUCAGGAUGUCAGAUGUUUGAUACUUCCCACAAUAUCUGCACAUGUCCUUUUGUUUCAUUUUCCUUUAGGAAUCAAAUUAGCAAAGAGUACCUUUUCUGAUGUGUCUUGGAAAUGGGGUGGCAGGUUCUUCGCGGAGAGGAUAUGCAAAAGCCAUGUUAUAUUGUAUCUUAUGUGUCAAUUUUAUGUAGUUUUUGUGUAAAGUUUGUGCAAGAUUUAUAGUAUAAUACCGAAAGAUGAAAAUUGUACUGUAUUUCCAUUUGUGUAGAUAUGUUUAGCUCUAUACUCGAGAGCAUGUUUUUGUGUUGA
Messenger RNA from Erigeron canadensis, 937 nucleotides. RefSeq lists its product as uncharacterized. NCBI's taxonomy places the organism in Eukaryota, Viridiplantae, Streptophyta, Magnoliopsida, Asterales, Asteraceae. The record is from RefSeq and is a predicted model, not a curated record. The transcript has 4 exons. Gene Ontology annotation, molecular function: protein binding. The coding region runs from base 198 to 575 and encodes 125 amino acids.